This is a messenger RNA of Cajanus cajan (pigeon pea), 1059 nucleotides long. Lineage: Eukaryota; Viridiplantae; Streptophyta; Magnoliopsida; Fabales; Fabaceae. The record is from RefSeq and is a predicted model, not a curated record.
AUGGAACCUGUUCAACUGAUUUCUGAAGAAUGGGGUUCUCUUUGUGGAUUGCACACAACUGAGGAAGCUGACUUUAUGGCUCAGUUGUUUGGUGGUAACUAUUCUGUCACAGAAAAGCACUGUGGAAAUACCAGUUUUGGCUUUUGGCCUUCCCAUGAAUCCACAACAGUGACCAUGGCAGAUACUAACAGCAACUCAAACUUUGUUUCAAAUGUUACAGAUACUAAUUUUUUGUGUUUCUCACAAGGGAGUAGCUCCAGCACUGAUAGUGGUGGUAAUAACAUACUUUCCACUACAAGUAGUGGAAGCUACUCCUGUGAUCCAGCAUCUAACUUUGACUCUGUGUCCAUGCUUUAUUCCCUGGGAGAUGCCAAAUUUAGUCCAUAUAGUUUUCAGUUGAAUGACAACUUAAGCCAACGGAUAAAUGAAAACACUGAUGAAGAGUUAAGUCUAGACCCUGUGGCUCUUGCUGACAACAAUUUGCAGGCUAAGAGGGAGUAUGAAAUCAUGGUUUCUGAACCUGUACAAGAGGAUGGAAGCAGAAACCUGGAGACCCUGACAAAAAGACUUCGGAGCUCAAUAGAGGUCUCAAAAACAGUGAGGAAUGCUAAAUCGAGGAAAAAUCCAAAAUCUGCUUCAAUGAGCAACGAUGAAGAUGAUAGAAGCUUGAGCCUCCCAAGGCAUAGCUGUUUUUCACAAGGUGACUCUAAUGCUUCUCUGGAGCCAAAUGGAGGGGUAUCAUCAAAAGAUCUUGCAUCUCCCAAUUCGUAUAGAAAAUCAAGAGCAACUACCCGCCCUGCCACUGAUUCUCAGAGCCUCUAUGCAAGAAAGAGAAGAGAAAGAAUAAAUGAAAGGUUGAGAAUACUGCAAAACCUUGUCCCCAACGGAACUAAGGUGGAUAUCAGCACCAUGCUUGAGGAAGCUGUCCAAUACGUUAAGUUUUUACAGCUCCAAAUUAAGCUUCUGAGUUCCGACGAUCUGUGGAUGUAUGCUCCAAUUGCUUUUAAUGGAAUAAACAUGGGACUAGACCUAAGCAUUUCUCCAACCAAAGGAAGAUGA